Molecule: messenger RNA, 1833 nt
Organism: Quercus robur (English oak)
Lineage: Eukaryota; Viridiplantae; Streptophyta; Magnoliopsida; Fagales; Fagaceae
Product: protein DOWNY MILDEW RESISTANCE 6
Exons: 4
Coding region: 133-1146 (337 amino acids)
Source: RefSeq, a predicted model, not a curated record
GCAUGAGGCAGAGUAGAGUAACUAGUAUGCAGAAGUUCUCAACUUCCAGGAAACUUCAGAAACCUAAGCAGAUAGGUAUCUGUGAACCCAAUUAAUUAAUUUUUCCCAUUGCUUUUGUCUUGUUUCCAAUACAUGGACACCAAGGUAUUAUCCACCGGAGUUCAAUACUUAAACUUGCCGGAAAGUUAUAUCAGGCCAGAAUCAGACCGACCCCGCCUAUCUGAAGUCUCUGCUUGUGAUGAUGUUCCUGUCAUUGACUUGGGUUUAAAGGAUAGAUCCCAAGUUGUCAAACAAAUUGCAGAGGCCUGCAAAUCCUAUGGCUUCUUUCAGGUGACCAAUCAUGGUGUGUCUUUGGAGGCAGUAGAAAAAAUGUUACAAGUAGCCACUGAGUUCUUUAGCCUACCUGUGGAAGAGAAGUUGAAGUUGUACUCAGAUGAUCCAUCAAAGACAAUGAGACUUUCUACAAGUUUUAAUGUGAAAAAGGAAAAAGUUCACAAUUGGAGAGACUAUCUUAGACUUCAUUGUUAUCCUUUGGACAAAUAUGUGGCUGAGUGGCCUUCCAAUCCUCCUGAUUUCAAGGAGAUUGUGAGUAAUUAUUGCAUGGAAGUUCGACAACUUGGGUACAGAUUAGAAGAAUUGAUAUCAGAGAGCUUAGGCCUAGAAAAGGAUUGCGUAAAGAAUGUUUUGGGAGAACAAGGACAGCAUAUGGCUGUAAACUAUUACCCACCAUGUCCGGAACCAGAACUGACUUAUGGAUUGCCAGGGCAUACUGACCCCAAUGCCCUCACAAUUCUACUUCAAGACCUGCAUGUAGCUGGCCUUCAAGUCCUCAAAGAUGGCAAAUGGGUUGCUGUCAAUCCGCACCCAAAUGCUUUUGUCAUUAACCUCGGUGAUCAGUUACAGGCACUGAGUAAUGGGGUUUAUAAGAGUGUUUGGCACCGAGCAAUUGUCAAUGCUGACAAACCAAGGCUAUCAAUAGCUUCGUUCCUCUGCCCAUGUGACGACGCAUUAAUCAGCGCCCCCAAUUCACUCACAGAUGAUGGAUCUGAAGCUGUAUACAGGGGUUACACAUACGCAGAGUAUUACAAGAAGUUUUGGAGUAGGGACUUGGAGAAAGACAACUGUUUGGAUUUAUUCAAGAAUUAGCCUGUGUUGGCUUGGAUAGUCUUAAAUUUUUGUAGUUUAUUUGCUUAUUUUCUUUGAAGUGAGUUAGGAAAUGGCUUUAAGCAAAUAAGCUUGCUUUAAGUUUUGCUUAUUAGCUUAAAGCCAUUUUCUACCUCCUUUAAGCAAGCAAGCAAAUAAGAUACCAAGAAGUCUAUCCAAGUUCUCAACUAGUGAAUCUGUUGUUGUUGCUGUUCUAGUAGUUUUCAUCUAUUUUUUUCUUCUCGUAUUGGGUUUUUCAUGUUACAAAUGAAGUUCUGUGGGCUACUGUAAUCAUUUUGUUAAGAAAAGUCCAAUAGCAGCAUGGCUGAAACGGUCCCCCUCUGCCAUCAAUUUAUUAGACCCAAGCUCCAUAUAUAGCAGCAUGGCUAUAAUUCACCCUAGUCUUGGUUGAAUAAUGGGGGUUCUGCCCUAUUUCAUAUGCGGCAAUGCAUAUUCUCUGGAGAAGGCUGUCCAUUGUGCCUGUUAUGGUAAGUGGGAAUUUUUCUAACUUUUUUAGGCAUAAAAUGAACCUUUAAAUUGUCUUUUGCUGUAUGUUUGAUUGUCGGUGCACGCAGUUAUAUAAGGUUAUGUUAUGUGAAGUUGAACUUCCCUCCAUUGUUGUAUUAUGUCAGACAAUUUUAGCUGUUCAUGAAAUGGUUAUUGUAUGAAAGAAAGUUUUUUCGCUUGUCA